UCCUCCAGCUGCGGCGUCCCAGGCGCCCGCCCCUCGCCCGCCGCCUCCCCUGGCGCCCCUGCCCUCGUCCUGCGCUGUCCGCGCGCCUCCGACCCGCGGUCUCCAGCGCCUCGGCCCCGACCCCUCGCCCAGAAGAUGAAGAUUUGGUUGCUGCUGGGUUUUCUGCUGAUGCAUGAAGCUCUAGAGGAUGUUACUGGCCAACAUCCUGCCAAGAGCAAGCGUCCAAAGGAGCCGGGAGAGAACCGAAUCAGGCCUACCAACAAAAAGAUGAAGCCCAAAAUUCCUAAGAUAAAGGACAGGGACUCUGCUGAUCCAACACCAAAGACACAGUCUAUAAUGACGCAAAUGAUGGAUAAAGGUCGCUUCCAGAAACCCGCUGCUACCCUGAGCCUGAUGGCAGGGCAAACUCUGGAGCUUCGAUGUAAAGGGAAUAAAAUCGGAUGGAGCUAUCCUGCAUACCUCGACACCUUUAAGGACACCCGCCUCAGUGUGAAGCAGCAUGAACGCUACGGCCAGCUGACCCUGGUCAACUCCACCGCAGCCGACACGGGCGAGUUCAGCUGCUGGGGACAGCUCUGCACCGGCUACGUCUGCAGGAGGGACGAGGCCAAGACAGGCUCCACCUACAUCUUCUUCACAGAGAAAGGCGAACUCUUCGUACCUUCUCCCAGUCACUUUGAUGUCGUCUACCUGAACCCGGACAGGCAGGCUGUGGUUCCUUGCCGAGUGACCGUCCUGUCGGCCAAGGUCACCCUCCACAGGGAGUUCCCGGCCAAGGAGAUCCCGGCCAACGGAACGGACAUCGUUUACGACCUGAAGAGAGGCUUUGUGUAUCUGCAGCCUCACUCCGGCCACCAGGGGGUGGUCUACUGCAAGGCGGAGGCGGGGGGCAAGUCUCAGAUCUCCGUCAAGUACCAGCUGCUCUACGCGCAGGUUCCCAGUGGCCCUCCGUCAACGACUAUCUUGGCCUCUGCGAACAAAGUGAAGGGGGGAGAUGAUGUGAGUGUCCUCUGCACAGUCCUGGGGGAGCCAGAUGUGGAGGUGGAAUUCAAGUGGACCUACCCAGGGCAGAAGGAUGAAAGGCCCGUGACGAUUCAGGACUCCUGGCGGCUGAUCCACAGAGGCCUUGGGCACACCACAAGGAUCUCCCAGAGUGUCCUGAGCAUUGAAGACUUUGAGACCAUUGACGCAGGUUAUUACAUUUGCACUGCUCAGAAUCUCCAAGGACAGACCACAGUAGCCACCACUGUGGAGUCUUCCUGACUUGGAAGACGAAGUAUAAAUGAACUGACGGAAAGCCCACUGGUGUCCCCAACCAGCUCCGGGGUUCUUUGUCUUUGCCAGGGCCAAACCCCAGGCUCUGCCUUGAGUCAGACCCAGACCUCCAAACUCAAAGGAAGUCAUCCGGUCUGAUUAUAGAAGUGUUAACUCUCCUAGCAGAAAGCAUGUAUUCUGACUGCUGACCUAUGUAUAUGCAUUUCUAGUGUUUCUACUCAGAAGGCAUAUAUGUAAACAACUUUAUAUAAUCAUUUCUAUUAAAGAAGCAAGUUUUUGUAAAAAGUUAAAAAAAAAGGGCUAA
Messenger RNA from Dama dama (fallow deer), 1579 nucleotides. RefSeq names its product platelet derived growth factor receptor like (gene PDGFRL). NCBI's taxonomy places the organism in Eukaryota, Metazoa, Chordata, Mammalia, Artiodactyla, Cervidae. The record is from RefSeq and is a predicted model, not a curated record. The coding region runs from base 136 to 1263 and encodes 375 amino acids. The transcript is spliced from 6 exons.